This is a messenger RNA of Knipowitschia caucasica, 1512 nucleotides long. The record is from the annotation of a GenBank genome assembly. NCBI's taxonomy places the organism in Eukaryota, Metazoa, Chordata, Actinopteri, Gobiiformes, Gobiidae.
AUGGACUACAACUCCCAGCAGUCCCGGCUGGCGGAAGUCAGCCCCGCCUCUUCCGCUCUGCCCGUGACGCACUUUUUGCCCUGUUGGAAGAUGUCAGCGACUGAAGAGCUGCCAGACAUGGAGGGGGCAGACCUGUUAGGACUGCUGUUCCAAGACGGAUCCACUUUGUUUUCAGAUGGGAAUGAACUCAUCGAAUCCUGGCUGUCUGAACAAGAUAUGCUGCCGGGCCUGGACACUGAAGACUUCCUGUCCAGUCUGCUGGAUGAGGACAUGGAUGCGGUGUCUCACUCUCCUCUGGGCAGUGACAGUGGUAUCUCUGACGACAGCAGCGGGGGGCACCCCUACUCUCAGCCCAGUCCAGUGCACUCGGAGCCUGGCCCCCUGACCCCCGCAGAGGUCAGCACAGAGAGUCCUGAGGCGCUGAUGGUGCAGUCAGAUCACUGCUACUCUCUGCAGCAGGGCGCUGAGCGCGACACGGACGAGCUGCAGAGCGUCCGCGCAGAGAAACUCGACACGGACGUCUUCAUUGAUUUUGACGACCUGGUGGCUGACGCUAUGGAGGAAGAGGAGGACGUCACCGAUGAGCUGCCCUGCACUCUGGACGUGGAUGACGUGGACAACAUGGCCGAUGAUGCACUGCUCCAACAGAACGAUCAGUUCCAGUUCAAAGAGAUCGUGCUCACAGAGGAGGAGAAGCGACUUCUGGCCAAAGAGGGCGCCACAAUCCCAGCACACAUGCCCCUCACAAAGGCCGAGGAGAGGACCCUGAAGAGAGUGAGGAGGAAGAUCCGCAACAAGCAGUCGGCCCAAGAGAGCCGCAAGAAGAAGAAGGUCUACGUGGACGGACUGGAAAACAGGGUUGCCAUUUGCACAGCACACAACCUGGAGCUGCAGAAGAAAGUCCAGAUGCUCCAGAAACAGAACAUCUCGUUGGUGGAGCAGCUGAAGAAGCUCCAGUCCAUGGUAAAGAUGUCUACACUGAAAGCCAGCACCACCAGCACUUGUGUUAUGGUAUUCCUAUUGUCCUUCUGCCUCAUCAUCUUCCCUUCUGUCAAUCCCUUCGGCAGCAAACCAGAACAACAAGAGCUGUACACCCCGUCCUCAGUCAUCUCCAGGACCUUACGCUCACUUCCUGCGGACAGCGAUACCGGGGCGUACUUCGAGCCUGAAGACGAAGAUUCGCUCGUCUUAGUAACGCCGGAGGUGGAAAACGUGAAGGCCUUAUUCGCUAGCGGCCAGAAGAACCACACUCCGGACUUCCAACACGUAGAGCAGCCAGACUCCGAGACGGGCGUCAACAGCAACUCAUCCACGGACUUCCCCAACUCCAAUCAGGCCCUGGACAUCAAACCGGGACAGGCAGGUGGCGGCGGGAGCACUGUACAGGAAGGGCCCGUAGAUAAAGUCUCUGCUUCUGCCGUGGCGUAUGAGGUUCAAGGCUCCAAAGAGAACUGGAUAGAGAAAAAUCCCCCAUCUGUCAUACUGCAACAACACCGCUCAGAUGAGAUGUAG